Anolis sagrei ordinatus is the source of this 818-nucleotide messenger RNA. The record is from RefSeq and is a predicted model, not a curated record. NCBI's taxonomy places the organism in Eukaryota, Metazoa, Chordata, Lepidosauria, Squamata, Anolidae.
AGGCGACGGGGGAAGGGUGCCGUCGCCAUGGCAACCGUAGGCCACCGGGAUAAAAGGCCCUCCUCGCCGGCGCCGGGGCCUCCUUCUCCUCCGCGGUGUCUUCGUGCUGGCCGGCCAUGGCCACGCUCCGCCCGCGGGACCUGGGCCCGGGCGCCUCGACGCGGACCUUCCUGUCGGCCAUGGCGUCGGGGCGGCUGCGCCUGGCGCGCUUCGUGCUGGACGCGCUGGAGGGCGCCUUCGUGGACUGCCGGGCGGAGCGGGGCCGGACGCCGCUGAUGCUGGCCGUGCUGCUGCCGGAGCCCGGGGCGCGGCUGGCCUUCGCGCGGCUGCUGCUGGAGCGGGGCGCGGCCGCCGACCUGCGCGACGACACCGGGCGCAGCGCCCUCUCGCUGGCCUGCGAGCGCGGGGACUUGGAGGCCGCCCAGCUCCUCGUGCGCCACGGCGCCGACCCCGACGCGCCCGACGCCGAGGGGCGCAGCCCGCUCAUGUACGCCGCCGGCCGCGGGCACAGCGCCCUCCUCGAGUGGCUCCUGCGCGCCUUCCGACGCCUCGGACAGCUCGGCCUGGACCGCGCCGACCGGCGGGGACGCACCGCCCUCCAGUGGGCCCGGGAGGCCGGCCACGCGCGCUGCGUCCGCGCCCUGCGCCAAGCCGGAGCCUCCCCCGCCGCCCAGGAAGACCAGGAGGAGGAGGAGGAGAAGGCGCCCGCCACACGAGAGGGGCGCCCCCUGGAGGCCGAGGACGUCGCGGCCCCGCGAGCCCGCCCCCUGCGCCGGAGGGCCACCGCCCCCGACGGCCUUGGCCUCGCCGGACCCUGA